Hippoglossus stenolepis (Pacific halibut) is the source of this 2743-nucleotide messenger RNA. RefSeq names its product gasdermin-E. Gene Ontology annotation, biological process: programmed cell death. Gene Ontology annotation, cellular component: cytoplasm. Bases 315 to 1763 code for a protein of 482 amino acids. NCBI's taxonomy places the organism in Eukaryota, Metazoa, Chordata, Actinopteri, Pleuronectiformes, Pleuronectidae. The record is from RefSeq and is a predicted model, not a curated record. The transcript has 10 exons.
GCGCGCACACGCACUAACAUCAGUUUAUAAUUAAGAUUCCAGUGAGAGUGGGAGGAGGAACACAUGCAUAAGAGCACAAUCCCACCACUUUCCCCGAAUCCUCCACAGUCCUCAUCGCUCUGAGACUGAGGUGGCACGAUAAGACCCAGAGCUCGAUUCCUGUCCGCGGUGGAACAACUUUUACGCAUGGUAAGCCAAGGUGCCACUCCAUCGCUGACAGCUGGACGGACGAAGUCCCCUGAACGCAUCACAGUCAUUGCAGAGCGGUCUUUCAGCUUAAUUGAGCGGUCUGCGGUUUCACGUUUGCCUUAGCCAUGUUUUCCAAGGCCACUGCCAACUUUGUCCGUCACAUUGACCAAAACGGAAGCCUCAUCCACGUGUCUCGAGUGAACAACUCAUGCAAACUGGUUCCCAUGGCGCUCGUUGUCAAGAGCAACCGCAUCUGGUUCUGGCAAAGGCCCAAGUACCAGCCGACAAAUUUCACCCUCAGCGACUUGCUGCUGGGCGACAGGGAGCUCAGUCCUGAGGUGUUUGAGACAGAGUUGGUGACCUACGAGGGGACGGUUGGAGACAAUAUCUGUGGGAAGCUGGAAACCAAGGUGGGCUCUGUCUGUGGGACAGUAGAGGGGCAGGGCACCUGCAAGCUCCAAUCAUGUUUUGGCAAGCUGAAGAAACAGGAACUGGAUGUGAAGAAACUGUUACAUGACUCCAGCAACAGGCUGGUGGACAUGCAGCACGUGCUGAUGCAGCAGCUGAAGAAGCAGGCCGAGGUUCUCGCCAUAGUGAAGGAGCGGAUCCUCACCACCGAAUCCUGCUCCAUCACCCAGUCGAAAAACGAGAAGUACAUCUUCCAGGCGGUGUUCGGUCUGGUGGGCAUGUUGGGGAGCUUUGUUAAGUGUGUGCAGGACAGCAGCCACGUUGAGAAGAACAGCAAUGUUCUUUUGAAGAUCCCCUCUGACACAGUAAUUGCGUACAGCAUCCUGGAACUACAGAUUAAGAAAAAUGGACACUACGAUAUAUGCCUGCAACCUGGCACAAUCGGAGGCUUUGAGGGAGACUCACCCGUUAUGUCCUGCCCAUCCUAUGAUCCCUUCACUGAUAAGGUGGAUGGCAGUGCCUGUCCUGUACCUGCCUCGUGUGCAUGGAAAAACGGAUCACAGGAGGUGGACCUGUCUCCACUGGCGGAGCUCCCCCAGUUAACUCGACAUGCCUUGUGCAAGAAGCUCCAAGAGACAAUGAAGGACAGAGCUGCUCUGUCAUAUCUGCAGUGUGUGCUGGAGGAGUUGUGCAGUGGUGAAACGCUCGAUACGGCCGAGCAAGAGGAGCUGCUGGAGAGUCAGGGAAAAUCAUUGUCUGGCAAAAUGGAGCAGCCCAACUCAGACAACCACUCAGAGUGCAGCCAUCCUGCCGAUGCUGCUCACCUGCAUGCAGCUCACCUGUUGGUCAGUGCUAUGGAAGAGUUGUCGGAUGAAACGCUGAGACUCCUGAGUGAGAGUCGUGCAGAUUUUCUCUGGGCCUUGGACAAACUGAUGCGCAGUGUGAGGGAGAGCAGCGGGCCUCUCUCCAUCCAGUGUCUUCCCGUCCCGCUGCAGGACAACCAAGCUUUCCACCUGGCCGAGCAGCUGCUCAGCUCCACCAACGUGACGCUGAAGAGAAACACUGACAGCCUGUGGACGGAGAGAGAAGACAAAGCGGGAGUCCUCCCUCUGCUCCUCUGCCUCAGCAUACAUGGAUUGUCCCUGCUGUUCAAUGGGCAGAAGUAGUGCCAUGUUUUUCUUUUUCUUGGACUAUAUUCUGCCCAUUUCUUUCUUUCUUUGUAAAGUUUAUUGACCCUAACCUCACUAUAGUUUAUUGCGUACCAUCUUUAUAUCAUUGCUGAUGCUGUUUUUAUUAAUAUUGCCGAAUAUUUGUUCGAGUAGCAUACAGAAAAUAUAUAUUUGUAUUACUUAAAGUAAGCGUUUACAUUGUUUUAUAUACACACAUAUAAUAUAAACAUGUUUUCUACUUGAUCAGGCUCUUGAGAUAAAUAAGACUUAUUAUUCUGUAUGAAUCCAGUUUAAUUGUUUUUAUUUGUCAAUCUUUUGUUCACAAUGUAAAUGUGUCUUAUUCAUCAAUAGGUUGAGAAAACCCAGUGAUCUUUGCAGCUAUUGGAUCAACUGAAAAUGAAAUUCUCAGUGAUUAAGCUUAAAGCGGUUCUGAUUUCUUUAGUCAAGCGUUACAUGUCAUAGAUUUCAAUAUUUUUUUCUAUUAACUACAAAGUCUGACAUUUGAUGCUUGCCAACGGUACACGAAAUUGACGCCCCACAUUUGGACGGUGUCAUGAAAGGUUUUGUUUUUUUUGAUGAGGCUGCAUAAUAUCGCCGCAACUGCUUAUUGUCAUCAUCAAUCAUUGUUACUGAGCUAAUUGCAUUUAAAAGAAAUUUUAUAUAAUUAAUAUUCCUUUAAAUACUGCCAUUGAAGGUUAAGAAGCUGUAAGCUAUUAUGCUUAAAGGAAGAACAUGUCAUGUAUUUGCACAGAGACAAUUAUUUUAUGAAUCUGCAGACCACUUUCUUUUGUCAUUUGAAAUUGUUAUUUAUUGUUGUUUGGGGGAAAAAAAGCUUUAUUUUAUCCCAUAUCAAUACAUUUUGAUAUUAGUAUAUUUUCUUGUAUUCUUUGCACUCAAGCUUUUGUCUGUGGCAUAACUAUCAAAGUUUAUCACUUUGUCGUAUGUAAAUGGAAAAUAAAAUAUAUAAAACAUUGAAA